UGAGGGAGUGUCUGCUGGGUGUAGGAGUGGGAGCGGCUUGACGUCUUGUUGUUAGUGUGAAUGAGUUUUUAAAAAAAAAGAAAGAAAGAAAAGAGCUUCUCUCUGUCUCUGACAACAGCUCAGCAGGAGACACAGCCGCGGAAAAGAGGGGAAACUGUUUUCUUUUCUAAAUUUCACCCGCUUUCUUCCUCGACCUUUAUGACUGCGUGAGGACUAAAGAAACUCAGUUAUGGAGACCUCCAUUGAAACUGGACGCCCUGUAAAUCCCAAGCCGCCUCUGGCACCAAAACCUCGGAUCACUCCCAAGCCUUUCUCCCUCCAAAAGAACACCACUAUCCGCUCCAUCCAUGCUCCGACGUCAGUCAGCACAACUCCGAAGCCACCAGUGAAGCAGCCUGCAAAGCCAGAAGCCCCUGGUGUUCCUAAAUCGACUGCAUCCACCCAGGUUCAAAAACCUCCUCCCAAAACCACUACCCCUGCUCCCAAACCAAUUCCUGGAGGUGAACCUGCCAAGAAUAAAACAAAACCUACAAAAGAAAAUAAAGCAGGUCCAAAAGACAAAGACACUCCUGAAUCAAACGUCACACCUGGAAAAUCUGAUCCUGUCUCACAGAACGUUCCGGUAAGGGAGACACCAAAACCUGAUUCACUGCAGAAAGACCAAGUCGUCCAAACAAAUCACAAAGAAUCCACAAGUUCUGUUUCUGUCUCAGAACAAACAGAGGACAAAAAGAAAGAAAAUGGAACUCAGAGUUCUGUCACAGAAAAGACUGAAGAUUCAGGAAGUGACGGCUCCUCAUCUAAGAACAUAUUUCGAUGGGGGGGCACCAGGAAGAGCCUGUCUACGCAGCUUACCUCAAAGUUUGAGUCAGGUGGCCCUCUCCUGCCCGUGCAGCCCACCAAACCUGUGUCCACUAACAAUGCUAAAGAGGACGCCACCAAGGCAGAGUCCUGUAAUGUAGAACAGAGCCAGGUGACACCAACAGAACCAUCAAACCGAGAGAGUGAUGAGGGGGGCCUGCAGGAGGACUACACGGGAGGAGGGAGUAUCAAACGGAGAAUCAGUCUCCUCUUUGACUCUUCAUCCAGGCCAGAGGUCAUGACAAAAAAAGACGAACCAGAAAUUACCAACGUUGGAGGAGGUGUGAAGGAGAGAAUUAAACACUGGGCAUUGGAAACAAACACUGAGGAUCUGAAGACUGAGAGGAAGCCUCAAGUUGCACCACGACCUCGUUCCAAGAGCUUUGAGCCUGUGGCUCCUAAAGCAGGAGAGAAAACACACAAAACUCCUCAAGUACAACCUCCUGUUCCUGAAAUACCAUCUACACACGCUGGGAACGAACAUCCAGACGCCUCCUCCACUGAAAACCCUGCAGAGCCUCAGUCGGAGACACCAAGAGACACUCCUGCAGGAAAUGAGUCUCCGGAUCUGGUCUCAGGUGGAGGACCUGGAGAGAAGGAGCUGAGCUCAUCAACGGACAGUCAGGUUCAACUACGCCACCGCAGCACAUCUGCACCUCAGACGACAACCGAUGACGGAGGUGACAGUGGGCAGCGUCCUCUGAAGAGAGACAACGUUAAACGUCGCUCUGUUCGCUUUGGGGUGGUGGAGAGAGAUGACGGAGGGCCUCCACUGAUCCUGGGCUCAGCUUCAGAAUCCAGUUCUGAAGAAGAAGAACAAGAGGAGGAGGAGAAAUCGGAGGAGGACACCACCGCGUCUUUCCCAGUCUACAGGCGAGCAGGAAGUUUUCAUCAUAAGGAUGAGGAAGAACAAGAACAGGAAGUGGACAGACAUUUGGAAUUUGAAAAAAGAAGGAGAGCAGAAGAACACGAAGAGGCCAGACUAAAGCUCGAGGAGGAGCGUAAACGCGAAAAGCAGGAAAAGGAGAGGGCAGAGCGGCAGCAUAGAGAAGAAGAGAAUCGUAAAGAGGAGGAAAGGGAGAGAAAAAGGUUGGCAGAGGCGGAAAUAGAGAGACAGCGUAAGGAAGAAUGGGAAAAGGAAAGAUUAAAGGAGGAGGAAAGAAGGAGGAGGCAAAGAGAAGAAGAGAUGGAGCGGGAAAGACAAAUGGAGAUGAGGUUGCAGAGACAGAGGGAGGAAGAAGAGGAGAGGGCAAAGCAGGAGGAAGAGAGACUGAGACUAGAGCAGAUGGAGAAAGAAAAACAAAGGAUGGAGGAGGAGAAGAAAGAGAAGGAGAGACUGAUGGCGGAAAUGGAAAGAGAGAGGCUAAAGCAAGAGGAAGAGAUGAAGCGAGUCAAAGAAAUGGAGUUACUACAACAGAGACAGAAGGUGGCUGAGGACAGAGACAGAGUGAGGCAGGAAGAAGAGAGACUCAGACAAGAGAUGGAAAAGGAGAGAUUGAGAUUAGAAGCUGAGGAACGAGAGAGGGAAAUGCAGAGAAUGAGAGAAAAGCAUAGAGUGGAAGAGAGGGAGGAAGAAGAGAGAAAAAGAAGGGUGCUUGAGGAGAAAAUACGGCAGGAAAAAGAGGCAGAGAUGGAGAGAAUGAGGCAGAUAGAAAAACAAAGGGAGGAGGAGGAAAGGCUAAAACAGAAGGAGAGAGAAAGAUUGGAGGAGCUGGAGAGGAAAAUGCAAGGAGAAAAAGAAGAACAAGAAAGGCUGAGAAUGGAAAAAGAGAGAAAAAGGCAGGAAACAGAAAUUGAGGAGCCUGUUGAUGGAGAACAACAGCGCACAACAAAUGAUUUAAUCAACUUUGACUCUGAAGAUGUGCCUCAGACGUUAGAAACUCCACUGUCUCCCUUUUCGCAGAGCCCGACUGAAGUCAUAUACGAUGACUUCUCCGUCAGAAAGUCUCUGAUUGAGGUAGAUUUUGAUGAUUUUUCUGUCAAACCGAAGAGAUGGGGAUCACAGGCUAAAUCAGAGACUUCUCCAGUCAUUGAGAGCUGGGUCUCCAGUCCAGAUAACAAAGAGGUGGACAUGCUGGUACCUCUGGUUGUAUCCCCUUGGGAAAACAAGGAACAUGAGUAUGUGACAAAACGGGAUGAUCCACAGCCUCAUUUAUUACUGGAGAGCCCUGAGGAAGAGGAAGAAGAGGAAGAAGAGGGAGAGGAGAAACCAAAGGAGAUGUCAGAGGAGCUUGAUUUUACCCCUGUGAUAGUAAAGCAAGCAGAGAAAGAGGAAAAUGUUGAUGGGGAUGAAGAGGUAAUGGAGGUGGAAGAAGUACUGGAAGAAGAAGAAGAAGGAGCAGAAGAAGAAAAUCCAGAGACACAGGACAACACUGAGAGUACAAAUGGAGGAGACAGAGACACUGGGCCUUUAGUAGACAUUGAGCCAGAGGAGGAGAGUCAGCCUUGGGAAAGGACGUCUGGACCUGACAGCCCAACGUUCAUCUCUGACACAUUUCCUGAAAACUACUCUCAAGAUGUGGAUACCACGGAUUUGGACAAAGAGCCAGACAUUUUAUCAUUUCCUGAGAGCACCACUUCACUCCUGGACACCAGUGCACAGAAAUCCAAGGCUACUGUGAGUAAAAGACGAAGUCGAUCUCGUCCAUCACGCUCUCUCCGCGUGGCUGGGUUUCCUCAGAGUGACGUUAUGGACUGGAGGACGUGUGACUCUACAGAUCAAACUGAUUCAUCGUCCAAACGGAAGGAGCUAGAUUCUGAUGAUGAACAACCGAAAACAAAAAUAGUCUGUGCACCUCCUUCCACCUCUCACAGAGUCCCAGUUUUCCCUGGUCUGAGCCCCACUGCCCUGAUUGCUCAACUAAAACGGAGAACAGGAGGAGGGGCAACAACUGGAGGAGGAGGAGGGGCAUUGGAAAGUGAAGGAAGCAAGGACAGAGAAGAACUGAGAAGCCCCCAAGAAGAAAUGGCACCGUUGACCUCGCAGCUCUCCCGCUCACCCCGCUCACCUCGCUCUGGUGCAUUUCUCGCAGGGGCUGCACGGGUGCUGCCACCUAUAGGCGGCAAUGAUGGAGGGGCUGGCUCUUCUCCUGCUUGGCUGAAAGAACUCAAGUCUAAGAAGCGACUGAGUCAAUAUGACAAUGAGGCUUAGUCAGAAAAGCAGGAGACACUGCCAUUUUCUUCAGGAACAGUCUGGGUUUUCCAGGACAACUUACCAUGUUUGGUGCAUUUUGCACUAAGUGCCUUAUUUUGGACCUAAACCAGUGAACCCAGAGGGAGAGUUGCUGAAUUUGUAGGCCAUGGAGAACUUUUGUCCUGUCGUGAAAUGAUGGUACCAAGGCUAUAAUGUGAUCAGGCCAAGUUUUAUGUUUUAUUGACUGUACAGAAGCUCAACACAGAGUCUUGGCUGUGUGGCUCCAUCCUGCAGAGACAGAUACUGAUGACAGCAGGCCUUCAACAGAGCCAUCAGCAGGGUCAAUACCACCACAAGACACAGAGCAGGAUGUGAAAAAUGCCUUAAAACGUGUUGUGUGAAUUUAGUAAAAAAAAAAGAGAGAAAUAAUAAAAUGUUUUUAUUAUAUUUUACAAAUUACUACCCAUGCAAACCAACUAGCACUUUAAGAAGCAUUAAAUAAACAUUUUCUUUACAGUGAAUUUACUUUAAGUGGUGGGAUAAUCACGUGUAUGACGGGGUCGAGGGUAAUUUUCUUUUCUUUUGAUACUGACGUGAAUGUCUGUCUUCUCUUUUAAUGCAAAGGUUUUAUCAAUUUCUGGUUUCAUUGAAUGGGAAGUUGAUAAUUCUAUUUCAAGAAGACUUAUAGUAUUUGUUCUGUAAAAAAAUAUAUAUAAUAUGAAUUGUAGAGGAUAUUUUAACGUUGAUGACACACUGUCAUCAAUCAUCAUCAAUCAGAGGAAAUCAGGGGAACUUUAUUAAAGUCUUUUCUUUGAUCUUC
Messenger RNA from Cynoglossus semilaevis (tongue sole), 4814 nucleotides. Its product is annotated as inner centromere protein-like. Lineage: Eukaryota; Metazoa; Chordata; Actinopteri; Pleuronectiformes; Cynoglossidae. Bases 230 to 4012 code for a protein of 1260 amino acids. The record is from RefSeq and is a predicted model, not a curated record. The transcript has 11 exons.